CCAAGGUAACUUUCCUGCUAAGCCAUGUCCUCCCCCAGGAGCGGGAGCUGGAGUGGCGCCCCAUCACAGAGUGCAGCCCCUACGCCCUGGGUGACCAUCUUGCAGCCUUUUCCGUGGACUGUCCCAUCUCCUCUGCCUCAACCCAGCCGUGUCAAGGAAGAUCUGCUGGAGCUCAUGAUGCUGCAGAGCGCCCAGCUGCACCAGCUGCUGUUGAGUCAAAUGGUGGCGGGCGCCCUGAACCCGGGGCCAGAGGGGCCCAGCCCACAGGUCCAUACAGACAGCCAACAGGACCAGGUGGAGGAGGAGAUGGAGGCGCAGGAGCCAGAAGAGCCUUUGGUGUUCCACCAUCACUAUUUGCCGUGCCCUAUGACACUCUGCCCAGUCUCUUUCCUCCCUGUUCCCCCACAUCAACCUCCCUGGCAGGGUGCACCCAGGAUUCAGCCCCAGCCGCCUGCCUCCAGGCAAGGGGAGGUGUAA
This is a messenger RNA of Myodes glareolus (Bank vole), 477 nucleotides long. It is a transcript of the gene Prr29, whose product is annotated as proline rich 29. The record is from RefSeq and is a predicted model, not a curated record. Lineage: Eukaryota; Metazoa; Chordata; Mammalia; Rodentia; Cricetidae.